Messenger RNA from Gambusia affinis (western mosquitofish), 2959 nucleotides. RefSeq names its product actin filament associated protein 1 (gene afap1). Gene Ontology annotation, molecular function: SH2 domain binding; SH3 domain binding. The transcript is spliced from 17 exons. Gene Ontology annotation, cellular component: cytosol. The record is from RefSeq and is a predicted model, not a curated record. NCBI's taxonomy places the organism in Eukaryota, Metazoa, Chordata, Actinopteri, Cyprinodontiformes, Poeciliidae. The coding region runs from base 223 to 2433 and encodes 736 amino acids.
AUGGAAGGGGAGGAGGAACAGAGGGAGGGAUCAGAAAGAUUCGGAGAAAAAGUUUGAAAGGAACAAGAGAGCUCCAGCAGCCGGCGGUCCGACGGAAAAAGAGCUAGAAAGAGGGAAACUACCCGGACCGUGAGGAUUUUUAUUGUUGGCCCUUGAGCCACUGGGCGCGCGCCUCCUGCCUUGUGUACGUGAUCUCGUGGAUUAAAUGAGUUUGAACUCGCGAUGAGGAGUGAGCCCAUUCUAUUCGCUUGCAGCAGGGCAAUGGAGGAGCUAGUGACCGAGCUUCGCCUGUUCCUGGACCUGCUGGACAGAGAGUAUCUGAGUGCUGGCGUCCGAGAGAAGAAGGUCCACCUCUCCCACAUCCUGCACCGUGUGCUUUCAGAUAAAGAAUCUUCAUUUAAAUCUGAGAUCCACAGUGGUUUGCCAGCCCCUCCUCAGAUGCCCCUGCCAGAGAUUCCUCAGCCAUGGCUGGCUCCAAACAGCGACCCUCCUCCUCUGCCCAGCUCCUCUCUUCCAGAAGGUUACUAUGAGGAAGCAGUUCCCUUAAGUCCUGGAAAGGCUCCUGAGUACAUUACCUCUAACUAUGAUUCAGAUGCCAUGAGCAGUUCCUACGAAUCGUACGAUGAAGAAGAGGAAGACGGGAAGAGUCAGAAGAUGCGUCACCAGUGGCCAUCUGAAGAGGCAUCCAUGGACCUUGUGAAAGAUGCCCGUAUCUGUGCUUUUCUGUUGCGCAAGAAACGCUUCGGCCAGUGGACUAAACUUCUGUGUGUCAUCAAAGACAACAAACUAUUGUGCUACAAAUCUUCUAAAGACCAGACCCCACAGAUGGAACUCACUCUGGCAGGAUGCAGCAUCAUGCACAUCCCCAAAGAUGGCAGGAAGAAGAAGCACGAACUGAAGAUUAUCCACCAGGGAGCAGAUGCCCUGGUGCUGGCAGUGCAGAGCAAAGAACAGGCCGAGGAGUGGCUCAAGGUGAUGAGGGAGGUGUGUGUAAAUGGAAGUGCAGACCUCGAUGGAGCUGCAUCUGGAUUACCUGUCCUCAAAGCAGAACUGGAAAAGAGAACAUCAUCUGACCGGCCUAGCUCAGAUGGUGAAGCAACCCAUGAGAAUGGACACAGUGAUGGCAAAGACCAAGGAAAAGCAAAGAAAAACUCCAAAUCAGAGCAGAAAAUUGGGACUGUUGGAAAGGGAGCCAGCAAGAAGAUCACCAAGAUCAUCAGCCUGGGGAAGAAGAAGCCAUCCACAGAUGAACAGACUUCAUCUGCAGAAGAAGAUGGUCCCACCUGUGGCUAUCUGAACGUGCUGUCCAAUAACCGUUGGCGUGAGCGCUGGUGCCGCCUGAAAGACAACCAGCUACUUCUCCACAAAGACCGUGACGACCUAAAGAGCCACAUCGCCUCACUGCCCCUUCGAGGCUGCGAGGUCAACCCCGGCCUCGACCACAAACACCCUUUCGCUUUUCGCCUCCUUCGUAAUGGCCAGGAGGUGGCGGUGCUGGAGGCUUCCUCCUCUGAGAUGAUGGGGCGUUGGUUGGGGGUGUUAUUGGCCGAGACUGGCUCUACCACUGACCCAGCCACCCUGCACUAUGACUACAUUGAUGUGGAGACCACCGCCAAUGUCAUUCAACUAGCCAAGCAGUCCUUUUGUUUCACUAGUAAACGUGCCAUCUCUCCCAAUCCAUACCUUGACAGCCAAGUCAAUGGCUAUGCCUGUCCCUCUGGUAUGGCUCUACAUUAUGAUGAUGUGCCUAUAAAUGGAAUGUUCAAGGGAAAGAAGGGAGCCAAUAUCAAUGGAGUGGCUUCCAAACAGAAGGCUGAGCCAAAGAGCCAGGCCAAGAAGAAUGGAGUCAGUGGGAUGGCAUCUGUGAAACGCAACAACUCCAAUGCAGAGCAGUGCAAGUACGGCAAGAACCGUGUCGAGGCAGAUGCCAAACGGCUGCAGGCCAAAGAGGAGGAGCUGAUGAAAAAGAAACAGGAGAUCAGGAACCAUCUAAACCAAUUGAAGAAGGAGAGGAGAGACCUGCGCACUGCUGUGGAGGGGGCAGCAGGCAAACGUUCACAGGCAUCUCUGCUGGAGCGCUUGAAGAAGGUGGAAGAUGAGUGCAAGCUGAAGGAGGAAGAGAGAGUGAACCUGGAGCUGGAGGCAACAGAGGUCAAGGAGAGUCUGAAGAAAGCUCUGAGUGGAGGAGUGACCCUGGGCCUCACCAUUGAACCCAAAGCUGCCUCCUCAGACCUGCAGUCUCCAGCCAUGCUGCGGAGAACACAGGAGUCUUCUCACUUCUCCAGCUGCGACACCAGCGACACAGAGUCCUGCACACUGCCAGUCAACAGCGCAUCGUUACUGCGCCGGCAGCAGAGUAGCCAGAAGCCAUCAACGGUCAGAGGACAUGUGCUGAGGAAGGCCAAGGAAUGGGAGCAGAAGAGUGGCUCAUAAAUCUCUGAAGUCUUCACAUCGACCCUGCUUCCUCUCCUUUCUGCUGCAGACAUUGUGUAUAUAUUUAUUUAAGACUGCUCAUACAGACAGAGUGUGUGCCCAGUAAGACACAGGGAUUUCAUUAUCACCAGCUAAAACAAGAGACAAUGUUUUAUAUGCCAUACAUAUCACUACACAUAGCUUUGUAGCAUGAUUAGUGUGCCAAGUGAUCCCAUCAAAAGCAGCCACAUUUCUUACUAAAAAAUUCUGAUGCAGUUUUAAAGAAACAAAACUAAGUAUUUAUUUGUAUAUUUUAAAGGAAAUACUGACUUUCCCAUUUUUUAUUUAUGCUGAAUAUUUCUAAGGGUUUUUUGUUGUUUUUUUUUUUUUUUUUUAGAAUUUGUGACUCUUGACAAGCAAAUCUUUUGUUGCAUUUGAGCUGUGUCAAUCUUCUGAUUGACCCAUCUCCAAGAAUGCAAAAAAAAAAUAAUCACAACAGAACACAAGAUGACAAUGAAACUUCCUUACAGAGAAUAAAAAAAGAAAC